AUGGCUUCCCUCAGCAUCGCAAAUGUUGAAUUUUGCCUUGAUGUGUUUAAAGAGCUAAACAGCAACAAUAUAGGAGACAAUAUCUUCUUCUCCCCACUCAGUCUGCUUUAUGCUUUAAGUAUGCUCCUCCUGGGAGCCAGAGGAAACUGUGCGGAGCAGAUCGAAAAGGUACUUCACUUUAAUCAUAUUGCAGAAUCAUUAAAACCAGAGUUUAAGGACUCAUCUAAGUGCAGCCAGACCGGAAGAAUACAUCCAGAGUUGGGAGUCCUAUUCUCUCAACUCAACCAGCCAGACUCUAACUAUACCCUCAGCAUCGCCAACCGACUCUACGGGACAAAGGCAAAGGCCUUCCAUCAGCAAUAUUUAAACUGUUCUGAGAAACUUUAUCAAGCCAGACUGCAAACCGUUGAUUUUAAACAGGCUACAGAAGAAACCAGGAAAAUUAUUAAUGCUUGGGUUGAAAGUAAAACUAAUGGAAAAGUCAGAAACCUCUUUGCCAAGGGUGCGAUCGAGCCCUCGUGCGUGAUGGUGUUGGUGAAUGCCAUAUACUUCAAAGGAAAAUGGCAAAAUAAAUUUCAAGAGAGGGAGACAGUUAAAACUCCUUUCCAGCUAAGUGAGGGUAAAAGCGUAAUUGUGGACAUGAUGUACCAAACAGGAACAUUUAAACUGGCCUUCAUAAAGGAGCCUCGGAUGCAAGUCCUGGAGCUGCCCUACAUUAACAAACAACUGAGCAUGAUUAUUCUGCUUCCAGUCGGCACGGCUGACCUAGAACAGAUAGAAAAACAGCUGAACCUGAAGACCUUUUCCGAGUGGACCAGCACGUCUAACAUGGUGGAAAGGGAAGUUGACGUACACAUCCCCCGGUUCAAACUGGACAUCAAGUAUGAGCUGAAUUCCCUGCUCAAGUCCCUGGGGAUGACAGAUGUCUUCAGCCAGAUCAAAGCAGACCUUUCUGGAAUAUCCCCAGGAAAGGGCCUGUACUUGUCAAAGGUCAUCCACAAGGCCUAUGUGGAUGUCAAUGAAGAGGGCACAGAGGCAGCGGCCGCCACUGGGGAAAACGUCGUGGUAAAAAGACUCCCCAUCCGGGCUCAGUUCAUGGCGAAUCACCCCUUCCUGUUCUUCAUAAGGCAUGUUCGUACCAACACCAUUCUCUUCUGCGGCAAGCUCACCUCUCCCUAG
Talpa occidentalis (Iberian mole) is the source of this 1179-nucleotide messenger RNA. RefSeq names its product serpin family B member 11 (gene SERPINB11). Bases 1 to 1179 code for a protein of 392 amino acids. NCBI's taxonomy places the organism in Eukaryota, Metazoa, Chordata, Mammalia, Eulipotyphla, Talpidae. Gene Ontology annotation, biological process: negative regulation of endopeptidase activity. Gene Ontology annotation, molecular function: serine-type endopeptidase inhibitor activity. The transcript is spliced from 7 exons. The record is from RefSeq and is a predicted model, not a curated record.